UGGGAGCGGCACCUGCCCGGCACCACGCCGUCGAUCUGCGUUGCCCCUUCCGUCAGCCGCCCCACCUACUUCUCCACUUCUGCAAAAGAUGCCUCGCUAUGAGCUGGCUUUGAUCCUAAAAGCCAUGCAGAGGCCUGAGACAGCUGCAACACUGAAACGCACAGUGGAAGCUUUGAUGGAGAGAGGAGCAGUGGUGAGGAAUUUGGAAAACCUGGGCGAAAGAAUGCUGCCAUAUAGAAUCUCAAAGCACAAUCAACGUCACACCAGAGGAGGGUAUUUUUUGGUAGACUUCAAUUCUCCACCAACAGUUGUUUCAGCCAUGAAGGACCAUUUAGGGCGUGAUAUUGAUGUGAUCCGGUCUUCCAUUGUAAAGCAUCAUGUGGCAAAUUCAGAAGAAUGCAUGGGCAUGAUACCAGUCGGCACUGAAGAUAAACUAACAAAGAUGACGAAAUAAAUAGCCGAAGGCCAUAGAGGCAUUGCUACCCCUAAUUUGAACCUAGUUGUAAGGAUCUGUGAUUUAUGCAGUGUGCGUAGGUGUGUUACUUUUGACUAUUCUGCAGCAAAUGAAGUUUUAUAUAUAUUCUUUGUAUUUUAAAAUCAGGGCAUUUCACCCCCAAAGUAUUGCAUCUGUUGCUGAAGUUUAUCUUGCCCUAGAAAAUUCAGGCUGCUGUCUUAAUGCAUGCUAAAAAAGAAAAAGAAAAAGAAAAAGCAAGCCCCAUUGAACAAAAUAGGACAUGAUGCCAAGUAUACAUGCACAGACUCAAACUGUCAAACUACCAUUGUUUUUUCAGAUAGGACCUUUUCAGAUAUCAUAUACGGUUAUAAUGCUCUACCAUGGUGUAAAUAACAUUAAAUGCAAAAUUUGUUAAUGAAUGUAAUAAAAAAUACAAAAAAAAUUAAUGACUGGUUUAUAAAGGAACAAACAUUUAGUAAAUUAAUUCUGGUCACUAGCAUACUGUUUUCAAUGCAUAUAAAUGCUGUUGGGUUCAUGGAAGUUAAGAAAACGAUAUGACUAUACAAAAAUGUACAUUGCAGUGUUGGUUUUAUUUUUACAAAAUAGAACUGGACACUAUCUUGAUACAGUGAUACCUCGACUUACGAAGACGAUCCGUUCCGCGGCCGUCUUUGUAAGUCAAAGUCUUCAGUUCUCGAAGCGCCCGUUCUGCACAUGCGCAGGAUGCGCGCACGAUGAAAAGACUUCCGGGGUUGUCGACUUUGGAAGUCGAAACCUUCGGAAGUCAAGUCAUUCGGUUGUCGAGGUACCACUGUAUUUGAUUUUAAUAUAUUCCUAAAUAUAACUGCUGGCUUCUUCUCCAUUUAGAAAUUCUAAUUGUGUGGAUUAAUAAUAACAAUUACAUUAUCUCAAUGGAUGGAUAGAUUCAAUAAAGCCUUAGCAAUUUCCUAAUGUUAUUCUCAUUCCAUGUUUUUCCUUCACAAGACUCUAGUAAUUUUUCCUGUGCUGCUCCUUUUUUAAAGGUUAGGAAAGACUUUUUUUUUAUAAAAAAGUUUACAUUUUUAUAAGGGUCUGGUGACUUCUGUUUCAGGGUAUACACACAAAGCUCAUACCAAUGACAAACUUAGUUGGUCUCUAAGGUGCUACUGGAAGGAUUUUUUUAUUUUGUUUUGACUGCGUCAGACCAACACGGCUACCUACCUGUAACUACAUUUUUAUUUUCAUUGUAACAAGUAACAAUAAAAAAGGAACAACACCCUUCUGCCAAUUGAAAACAAAACAGCCAUACACAGGAUUGUAUACACAUGUAUAAAAAAGGGUGUACCAAAUAAACUUGGUAUAACAAGACUAAAAAAAAAAAGACCAUACAACGAAAGGACAUACGAAAGUUCAGAGUCAAGGUAAGUGGUCAGACCAAAAAACCAAGUGGCAACACAGAGGACAUUUAGUACAUCCUGCUUGCAUAAUGUAAGGCAAGAAGGGCCGUCCACAAUUCCAAAUUCAUCAGAUUUUUAUCAAUCCUUUGCUAAACCUGCUCAAUUGGGUCAGUUACAGAAGACAGAAGGUUUAUGUUUGAGGUUAAAACAAACUUUGUACCUUGGUUCCCAAACUUAAUCUGUUCUGGAAGCCUGUUCUAAAACCAAAGCAUUCUAAAAACAAAGGCGUGCUUUCCCAUAGAAAGUAUUGCAAAAUUAAUUAAUCUGUUCCGGACAAUUAAAAACAACCCCUAAAACAGCAAUUUAACAUGAAUUUUACUAUCUAAUGAGACCAUUGAUCCAUAAAAUGAAAGCAAUAAUCAAAGUACUGGACUUUAAAAUAAAUAAGAUAGUAUGGUAGAUUAUUUUUUCUUAUGUGCACUGAUGAUACUCAUUGUUUGCUUUUAUCCAUUUUUACAGUCACACAAUCGAUCAAUCAGUAGCUGAACUGGGUUCCACGCAGUCACAAAAACAAGUCACAAGCCACAGUCACAAGUCAGUCCCAUCAAACAAAGAACAAGUCACAGUCAAAAAAAUGAAAAAGCCACACAAAAAUGCAAAAAAAUUGCAAGACAAAAGCUCCAAAUAUCACCUCUGUGUUGUGUGGGUGUUCGGGACUCAACAGGAAGCCUCUGAUUAGCAGCAGGGGACUCCGCAGGAAGAGGAACAUGUUCAGCUUCCAAGGCAAAGUUCACAAACCGGAACACCUGCUUCCGGGUUUGCAGCAUUCUAUUUCCAAGUUCUUAAACUAAGCUGUCCACUGUACACUUCAAGCCUUGCUUGAGCAUGAAAGUUUACUGUCAUAUCUGCUGGUAGUUGUUGAUUUAAGUAAGAACAGGAAUGUUGUGAACCCCCUACUAUAUGUAUCACUGUUGAGGUAAAACCAGGUUAUAGUGCUUACAAAAACAAGGAAAAGCUAAAAUUAGGAACCUUUCUGGUGACAGCUAGAGCAACCACAGCCACAAAGAUGAUGGAUUCAAAUACUAAGCGGGUGCUUUGACCAGUCAUCCUGCCAAAUAUAGCAAAGCCUUUAUAUACUGGUGUUAUCCUAGUUCAUAAAGGUGCUUCUCUAAAUCAGAACUUUCUGUGUGAAUAGUUCAUUUGAUUUAGUAGGUAGUUCACACAGACAUAUUCGAGUCUUCCAAUCACCCCACUCCACAUGCACACUUCCCCCCCCCCUGUUCCCAAUAUAAAUUAACCGCUGCUCAGGUCAGUAAUUACCAGUAGCUAUUUUAAGCUACUAACACGCAUAAUAACUAAAUGUCUGUUUGGAGUAUAUGGUGACUUAAUGCCAAGGGGUUUGUGUAUUUUGGGGUAAAUGACAGUUUCAGUAAGCUGAGCAAAAACCCUGCUGUAAAGUAUGCAGAAAGUCCCACUAAAAACAUAUUGAAAAGCCAAAUUUUCCAGUAAUGUACCUUCACAUUACUGGUUUUCAGUAUCACUUUUGAGAUAGCUUGUAUCAGUAAUCUUGCCAAUGUCCAGAAGUGUUGCAUGCAUACUGGAAUCUCAGUUAUUAAAAAUGUGUUGGCAUUUUCAAAACACCUGUGCAGUUGGUGGCAGGAGUAGAAGGAUAUUGACUAAAGGUAGGAAGCCAGGGGAAAGUUUCCACUGUCAGUGUUGGAAAAUCAUUUUUUAAAAGCACACAGCUUUUAAAGGUGCAGCUGCUUUUAAUGCAGCUGGAGACUAGGCCAGCCAGGUGUCUAGGAAUCACGAGGAAGCUAGGAUCUCUAUUAGCAUAUACAGGAGUGCUUAAAUGUGGGGUACUUUGUCCACACAUACCAUGUUUCUUGCCAUAAACACUAGUGCCAAUGCUGCAAACAGAAGAAUAGAAUUAUCCAAGGCCUAACAGGAUCCUAACUAUAUAUUGUUAUGGGUUUGCUAUUGUAUUUCUGCCGGUAGGCCUGUCAGGGUGGAUUGCCUUGGGGCAAUGCUUCUACUUGACAGAUGUUAGCAGUCUACUGAUGUGUUUCCAUGGGAACGAACACCUAAACCACUUUCCUGAAUACUGAAAGGGUGAAAGGUAAAUUUCCCACUCUUCUAGACAAAGGCAGCGUAAUCCAAAUGUACCAUGUGUGCAAAGAAGAAAACUGCAGCUCAAACUGGGGGUGAAGAGAGGAGAGCUGUCUCUAAGUAGGGUCGCUGUGUAAGUAACAUUGGAUUAAUGCUGUGUCUCUGGAGAUUCAGCAUGGGAGCAGUGCACUUUGACUUUCUGAUGGAGUGUUUAAUUUCUCUCUGCCUAUGCUCAAACUGUAUAUUUGCUAAUAAAUGCAAAUCAUUUUAAUGAGCUAAUAAGCUUCCAGCAAUGCCUUUGCAUAGGGAACCAAACCUGGGUAAACACUGUUCACCCAGAACUCAGCACACAGAGGAGGGUGAGUAUAAUAUGCAGACUGGAGUCUAUCAACUUAUUAAAUGAUAAACUGCUCUUGCAUGGAGUCUGAAGGCUAUGCAAGACUGCACAUGAUGACAUCCUUCCCCAGUCUAGUGUCUUCUGGAUCUUUCGGUCUCAAACUCUCAUCAGCGCAAGCCAAAAUGUUCAGUAAUCGGAGACAAUGAAAGCCAAUAUCUGGAGGACACUCGGCUGCUAGGGAAGGCUAGCUUAUGUUAAGCCGUAGUAUUUCCUCAGAAGUUUCUUCAGAUUUCAAUGUGACCUAUUAUAUGCACAUUUACCUGGGGCUAUGUUCCAUUAAACUCUGAAGGAUCUUUCUAGACACACACACAGAGAGAGAGAAUCGUAAGGAAAGCACAGUAAGUUUUUAAAAGGUGCUUUGGUAACUCCAUAUGUUUCUUCAAAUAACUUUGGCUUGAGCCCUGACAGUAUAAAGGUUCUGGCCUGAGUUCCAGCCAACCCUGGCUCAAAUUAAAAAUGAGGCAAAGGAGAAUAUCAGGAUAUUCAGUCAGCCCUACACAGUUUUGUUGUAAAUAGAAGAAUUCCUGUUUUGUCUGUAGUCAGUUCGAACUUGUAAAGGGGCCCGAAAAACUCCUAUGCGACUCUAGCCAAGAUUUUCCUACAUAUUCAUUUGCACUCCUUUGAAGUUUGAGGAAGCUAAGAAUAAAAUUAAUCUCCAAUUUAUUUCCCUGUUAGGUUUUUCCUUUGGAACAGCUGUACUUUUAAAAAAAUGUUUCUUAGAUCUCUUCUCCCCACCCCCUUUUUUUUUUAAAAAAAAAUAAAGGGUGUACUACAGGCAAUGGCCAUUUUGCAUGGCGGUUGCAUUCCUGAUCCUUACACGUGUUGCUGGAACGUAUGUAAACCCCCUUUUUCGGUCAUUUAUGGGUUGCAGUAAUGCACUGGAAGGACAGAUCCUGAAGCUGAGGCUCCAAUACUUUGGCCACCUCAUGAGAAGAGAAGACUCCCUGGAAAAGACCCUGACGUUGGGAAAGAUGGAGGGCACAAGGAGAAGGGGACGACAGAGGAUGAGAUGGUUGGACAGUGUUCUCAAAGCUACCAACAUGAGUCUGACCAAACCGCAGGAGGCAGUGCAAGACAGGAGUGCCUGGCGUGCUAUGGUCCAUGGGGUCACGAAGAGUCGGACACGACUAAACGACUAAACAACAACAACAAUACACGUGUGCACAACUGUCAUUGCUUGUACUAUGUUGCAAUCAUUAUUGUGUGAAUGCUAUGCUGCUGCUGAUGUAUAAUUUGUCCUUCUGCUUUAAAAAGUGCUCAGAGUUGUGUGCAUAUAUAACAAAAAAAAACCCAUAAUCUUACAACAGUACUUUAAAACCAAUACCACUAGCACAAUUAGAUGCUAUACUGAAAAUUUCUACAGGCCUACCAGAUUAGAUAUAUUUUCAAUAUUUACUAAUAAAAAUAAUAUAUUGUAUAGCUAUAGCAUCUUUGGUCCUGAAUGCAAAAUAUUAGUACUCCAAAGCAAGCUGCGGGUGUCUUCCAGCUCUUUGGUGUUUGUCUAGAACAGGGGUGGAGAUCCUGCGGCCCACCAAAUGUUGAAGUUACAGGUCCCAUCAUCCCUGACCUUUGACCAUGAUGUUUGUGGCUGAUGGGAGUUGUAGCCCAGCAACCUCAGAAGUGCCACAGUUUUCCUGUCCUUGGUCUAGACUCUAAAGCAUUUACAACUUUCUUUAUCUCUUUUCUGGAAUAUUUUUAAUUAUGACAUCUCAGAAAGGAAAACAUUUUCACUGGCAACUCUCAACACAUAGAAUCUGGCUAAAUCAUCCCUUCCAGAAUAAACAGGAAUAAACAGAAAUCCAAUGUAUAGUGCUAGAGGAUGGCAUUAAGUGGAUGUUGGGAUAUUUGCAAACCUUUUUAAAAGAAGGCCCUGCAGAUUAGCCUAACAGGCUCAGAGCUCCAUAUGCAUGAUUGCACUGAAAAAAUAAUUACAAGUAAGCCAACAUCUGCCUUUGCAAGAAUAACUGGGGCCACCAGGUACUGAAUGUCCGACCAUCAUCUGCUUUCUACCAAUCCCUGAGGUAGGAUAUAUUUAUUUGACAAAUUCUUUCUUUAUUGACCUGGGGAAUAUUCAUAGCUCAGUGAUAGAGUAUUUAUUUUGUAUACAGAUUUUCGCAAGUUCAGUGCCAAGAAUCUCUGCUUAUAGCAUAUCUGAGAACGCCCUGAAGAACUGCCCCACAUCAGAGGAGAUAGUACCAGACCAGUUGUACCAAUGGCAUGACUUCUUGAAUAGGCGCUCCCGUAUGAGAGAUCUGCUUUUAAUUUAACCAGAAGCUCACCUCUACAGCUCUCUUAUGAAUUGUGAAGGGGAUGUGCAAGGGCAAAGACUUAGUCACAAGUCAAAAUACGCAAGGACCUUGUUUUGUUCUGAAAGCUUGCCGGCAAAAAAUCACUCACUUUUAAUUCACCCACAGAAUUAUGGUUUAGUACAGGCACCCCCAAACUGCGGCCCUCCAGAUGUUUUGGCCUACAACUCCCAUGAUCCCUAGCUAACAGGACCAGUGGUCAGGGAUGAUGGGAAUUGUAGUCCAAAACAUCUGGAGGGCCGAAUUUUGGGGGUGCCAACCUUCUCAAUGUAAAUCAAAUCCAAACUGCUUGAUCGUAUGGCUUGUUAACUAUUAACACUUUUCUUCUUCUUCCCAAAUUGCAACAGCCAUUGGGUAAGAGCAAUGCGCUGUGAAUAUUAUUUGUCCCCCUCCAUUGAUUAAAAGUUACAUCAUGGCUUGCUGGGCCUAAGGGAAACUAAAUCAAGGGCGGGUGGGUGGAGGAGAAUAAAUCAACUCAUUAAAUUUUGAUCCUGGUUAGACGGGCUUCUCUUGGCCAUGUUUGGAAGACAGGCCUCCUGCCAAGGCACUGCUACUGCCGAGACUCUGGAUGGGAAAGCUUUCGUUCCCAAAACACUUCAGAGCAAAGGUUAGAGCAGAAGGGCUCUGCUUGUUUGUUUGUAGGGAAGAGGCUGAAUGAACACAGCAGAAUUUAUGAAUCAGAGGUUUUCAUUUGGGGGUCAGAGGUCUCUGUUCUAACAAGACCAGGUGUUUGAAAGAACAUUUUUAAUGUACACCUCGCAAACAGCAUGUGUCAGAGGGACAACCAUGCACUUUGAGAAAGAUAUCACAAAGGUACACAAACAGGAGAUGCAGGACAGGCUAAAAUCAAUUCUGUCAGGUGUCUGCAUGGUGUCAGACUUGAGCUUGUGCUGUAAGAAACAUACAGUCAAGAUCUAAUGCUAGUAUUUUGUAGAAACUUAGCAGGAAUGUUCAUGGGUACCAUUUGUAGGCUAGACUAGAACUUUAAAAGGGAUGGUCCAAAAAUAUACAGAAUAGGUCAUGAGGGUAUUGUCAUUUUUAUUUGUUGAAUUUCACACAUUGUGUGUGGCAACAAACCCUGUCUAAAAUGUCAUGUUACAUUGCAUCAUAGAAAUAAACAGGCACGCAAGAACGACAUUCUUGCUGAAUAAUCUGUGAAUAAAAACAUAUUUUGUUUAUUUC
Molecule: messenger RNA, 7824 nt
Organism: Zootoca vivipara (common lizard)
Lineage: Eukaryota; Metazoa; Chordata; Lepidosauria; Squamata; Lacertidae
Gene: MRPS6
Product: mitochondrial ribosomal protein S6
Biological process (GO): translation
Cellular component (GO): ribosome; mitochondrial small ribosomal subunit
Molecular function (GO): structural constituent of ribosome; small ribosomal subunit rRNA binding
Source: RefSeq, a predicted model, not a curated record